Molecule: messenger RNA, 435 nt
Organism: Mesorhabditis belari
Lineage: Eukaryota; Metazoa; Nematoda; Chromadorea; Rhabditida; Rhabditidae
Source: the annotation of a GenBank genome assembly
AUGCUCUUUCUCUUUCUGUUAUUCAUCACAGUUGAUGGGUCGUGGCUUCAUUUCACUUCACAACAAUCGGUGAGAGCCGUGGGACGGUUGCUCUGCUCAGGCAAACCCGCCGUCAACGUCUCAAUUCGGCUCUACGAUGAUGAUAUUUUUACUAAAGACACAAUGCAGAUGGCUAGAUCGAAUCAUUUGGGGCACUUUGAAGUUGAGGGAGUUGAUGAGGAAAUAACAUGGAUCGAUCCUUAUAUCGAUUUCUAUCAUCAAUGUGAGAUUGACAAUGUUAUAGAGAGACAGCAAUGCAUGCGAACGGCCACUGUUGGCAUCCCACAAGACUACAUCUCCUCUUCAGCGAUCAUCGAGAAAACUUUCGAAUUAGGAGAUUUUGAGCUAAGAAAUUUGUAUGCAAGCGGCAACAAUCAAAAGCGAUGCGUAAACUAU